This is a messenger RNA of Blumeria graminis f. sp. triticale, 150 nucleotides long. The record is from the annotation of a GenBank genome assembly. NCBI's taxonomy places the organism in Eukaryota, Fungi, Ascomycota, Leotiomycetes, Helotiales, Erysiphaceae.
AUGGAUCGUCAGCGCGCGCCUAGCGCCACGCUGACGCAUAAAUUCUGGGCAUCAACUAACGACACCAGGAGUAAGCAUGAGCGGGAUACGGUAGAGAGAGAGAUGCACGAGAACAAAUAUAGUGGUAGCCAGUGGCAAAGCGCGAAAUAA